Aspergillus aculeatus ATCC 16872 is the source of this 1695-nucleotide messenger RNA. RefSeq lists its product as uncharacterized. The transcript has a single exon. Lineage: Eukaryota; Fungi; Ascomycota; Eurotiomycetes; Eurotiales; Aspergillaceae. The coding region runs from base 1 to 1695 and encodes 564 amino acids. The record is from RefSeq and is a predicted model, not a curated record.
AUGGCUAACGGAUACUCUCGCAUGCCCGGCGAAGUGAACGCCUCUUACAAUAACCGCAAGAUAUCGCAUACCACACUUUACCCCGAAGCCAUCCCGGCCAAAAAGCGGGCUUCAUCAUUCUGCCCUGUCCGAGGCCCGGGGAUCGUUGACGAGUCGAACCCAGAUCCCUUUUAUCUGGAGCACACUCUGGCAGAAGGUGGCCCCUGGGGCCCUGGGCGGCCGCACAGUCGCGAUGUCAGACAUAGUGACGAAGCCAGUCAGUACUUGAUGCUUGGGUCUUUACACAACAACAAAGGCGGUCCUUUCGCAAUCUCGUCGCGUGGAGAUACCACGAGGUUCCGAUCCAACGUCAACCGGUCCACUCUGUCGGUGGUUGAGUUGGAGCAUCAAUUGAGCCUCCGCGAAAUCACUGCCAACCAGCCCUGGGGAGGAAAGUUUCCAAGCUACGAUCAAUCGUCUUUUAGCUCCGUGCAAACCGACGCGACGCCGGAUUUGACACCCAGCAGUUCAUUCUCUUCCAACUAUUCCGCCCUCACGAACCGGGAAACCAUCACUUCGGGGUCAGAAUAUCAGGCUUUGCUCAACCAUCAAGCCCCGCCCAGUCCUAGGCGCCAAGUAUAUCCGGCUUCAUCUACACCUACCAACCUAUCUCAGACAACGUUGACAACGGAGCCUUCAACACCGACGCGGUCGUUGAAGACGCUCGCCGGGCCAUCCAACGCAUCCACAGACACUCUGGUCAUGCAGAGAGUAAGUAGUCACGAUCCCGCAUCAACCCGUGGGAAGCCAUUGCCGUCACUGCCCAACGGCGUCCGCAAUCGAAACAGCAAGCCCGGUAAGAAAGGGCCACCGCCAGCUCUUCGUCCUCCAAUCGCCCCGUCCAUGAUAUCUCCACCUUGCUGGUACAACCCAGUGACCAAAGAGCCUCACGUAUCGCACUUCGACCAGGCUAUGUUUAUUUCUGGGAAUGACCGUCCGAGCCCGGUGCCGAGCCCGGGCCCAGCGUCACCAUCUGUUGAGCGCCACCCGAUGGCUAAGCGGCCAGCAACCUCACCGGCGGGGAUGAUCUGCCAGCACGAACAGUCGGUUUGGGAGUCCGACUCGGAUAGCGAGUCAGUUGAUCCGAGGUCCUUGUCCCGCAAGCCCAUGGACACUUUGAAGAAGGUCCGAAGCCGAGUACAUCUUCGCGUCGCCAAGUCGGCCCCAAAGCUCAACAAUACUCAGGGUCAAAGUCCACACGCACAGGGAUUGGAAAGAUUCCCUUCCACGCCCGAUCCACCUCCGGAGCUGCUAUGCCCGUCGCCUAUGCGAGAUCUCAUUCGGUCUCGGUCCAAAGACAUUCUUCGGCCCACCGCGCAGCAGACCCUGAGACUAGUCGCCCCAUCUACGACCUCACUCGUUCAACCGCGAUCGCGACGCAAUAGCAACGGGGCCGUGAACAUUGACAUGGACCGCACGACGGCCGCUGCCAUGCAAGCGAAGUCGCGACGGCGGCAACGAUCGGACUCAUCGCCCAAGGUUCUGACUGAGGCUGAAAAGCUGUGUACUCUCUGCCGGGAGGACCGAUCUGACCGAGCGAUUCACCAAAGUCUCACCCUCGCGCGGCCCCCGCUCUAUAAACGGGUGUGGGAGUCGUUGCGCGUCCUGGGCUGUCAUGGCGAUCUUCCUCCCCCGCGACCCCGCCGACCCAUGUGA